Danio rerio (zebrafish) is the source of this 2595-nucleotide messenger RNA. The record is from RefSeq and is a predicted model, not a curated record. NCBI's taxonomy places the organism in Eukaryota, Metazoa, Chordata, Actinopteri, Cypriniformes, Danionidae.
AUGUUAUUUACCGUACUCGGAGUUAUUGCUCUUUUCCUCAGAGAAAGAAACAACAUUUCCACCGUCUCAGGUAAAGAUGAAAGAGUCGACCGUCAAGGAUUGGUCAAGGUACCCCCUGUGACCACCAGUGAUGCACUGGCUAAAUAUAAAUCAAGUAAAACUAAAAUCUUUUGUUUCGUAUUAUUCCUUCCUUUAGGUCGAGAAAUCUGUGACUGGUGUGAAGAUUCAUCUUUGCAUCUUGAGGAACAGAUCAAUGUUCCGAUUGAGGAACCAUCACUGGAGGAACCUGUUGAUGGUCAAAGUGAAGAACAACCACCGGUAGAGCCUGACAGUGUUCCCGGUGAAGAACAAGCACUGGUAGAACCUGACAGUGUUCACGGUGAAGAACAAGCACUGGUAGAACCUGACAGUGUUCACGGUGAAGAACAAUCACUAGUAGAGCCCGUCAGUGCUCACGAUGAAGAACAAUCACUGGUAGAGCCCGACAGUGUUCACGGUGAAGAAUUAUUACUGGUAGAGCCCGACAGUGUUCCCGGUGAAGAACAACCACUGGUAGAGCCUGACAGUGUUCCCGGUGAAGAACAACCACUGGUAGAGCCUAUCAGUGUUCACGGUGAAGAAUUAUUACUGGUAGAGCCUGUCGAUGGUCACAGUGAGGACCUAGCCAGCUCCUCCAGCAGUAGUGAUGUUCCUCCAAACAUUUUCUACGAGUCCAGCAGUAGUGAUGACUUCCCUCAAGACAUUUACUCAGACGGAUUUAGCUGUAGUAGUGAGCUCACAGCCAGCUCCUACAGCAGCUUUUUCUCUGCUGAGUCCGGCUGUAGUGAUGACCCCUCUACAGAUUUUCUGUCUGCUGAGUCCGGCUGUGGUGAAGACCACUCAACAGAUUUUCUGUCCGCUGAGUCCGGCUGUGGUGAUGACCCACCUCCAAAUGUGGUCUCUGCUGAGCCGGGCUGUAGUCAUGAUGACCCACCUCCAAAUGUGGUCUCUGCUGAGCCGGGCUGUAGUCAUGAUGACCCACCAAAUGUGGUCUCUGCUGAGCCCGGCUGUAGUCAUGAUGACCCACCUCCAAUUGUGGUCUCUGCUGAGCCGGGCUGUAGUCAUGAUGAGCCACCAAAUGUGGUCUCUGCUGAGCCCGGCUGUAGUCAUGAUGACCCACCAAAUGUGGUCUCUGCUGAGCCCGGCUGUAGUCAUGAUGACCCACCUCCAAAUGUGGUCUCUGCUGAGCCCGGCUGUAGUCAUGAUGACCCACCUCCAAAUGUGGUCUCUGCUGAGCCGGGCUGUAGUCAUGAUGACCCACCAAAUGUGGUCUCUGCUGAGCCCGGCUGUAGUCAUGAUGACCCACCAAAUGUGGUCUCUGCUGAGCCCAGCUGUAGUCAUGAUGACCCACCAAAUGUGGUCUCUGCUGAGCCGGGCUGUAGUCAUGAUGACCCACCUCCAAAUGUGGUCUCUGCUGAGCCCGGCUGUAGUCAUGAUGACCCACCUCCAAAUGUGGUCUCUGCUGAGCCGGGCUGUAGUCAUGAUGACCCACCAAAUGUGGUCUCUGCUGAGCCCGGCUGUAGUCAUGAUGACCCACCAAAUGUGGUCUCUGCUGAGCCCGGCUGUAGUCAUGAUGACCCACCAAAUGUGGUCUCUGCUGAGCCCGGCUGUAGUCAUUACCCCCCUCCAAAUGUGGUCUCUGCUGAGCCCGGCUGUAAAGAUGACGUCGCUCAAGGUGCAACCUGUCAGACAGAGGGCUCUGUUCCACCUCAGCCAGAAGAGCUGAAGGAUAAAGAUGCACACAUCAUUGAGAUCAACUCAAAGUGCUAUAAAAUUGGUGCUAAGCUGGGCAAAGGAGGCUUUGGAACCGUUUUCGCAGGGACCCGUUUAGAAGAUGGCCUUAAGGUGGCAGUAAAAAUGGCUGACUUCAAGAAUAAGCGAUACAUCCGUGUUGUUGAUUUUGACAAACUACUUCCAGCGGAGAUCGCUCUGCACUUUCUUGCCACUAAAGGCCCCAAGGCUAAACAAAUAGUUGAGCUUCUGGACUGGAAGGUGGAGGCGGAUCAAUACUUUAUGGUCCUAGAGCGGCCCAUACGCUGUGUGAGCUUAGGUGAAUUCAUAAGGAAACACAGAGGCAACAUCGCAGAGAAGGUGUUACGAAAAAUCAUGUUCCAGGCAACAAUUGCAGCUGACAUCUGCUGCAAACGUGGAGUGUUUCACCGCGAUAUCAAGCCUGACAACUUGCUGAUUAACCCUCGGACAUAUGAAGUCAAACUGAUUGACUUUGGGUGUGGUGAUCGGCUUACUAAGACCUGUUACAGAGAGUAUUCAGGCACAAUACAGUUCAGCCCUCCUGAGUUUCUUAAGAUUGGCUAUUACUUCGGGGAGCCAGCGACAGUGUGGUCACUCGGGAUUCUUCAGUAUUGGCUAAUGUUCAAAAAACAUCCAGAUAUCCAUGACCUCCCCAAGAUGACUUUCAGAAAUUUACAGCAAUAUGGAUGGUCAGAUGAAUGCGGUGAUUUCAUCCGCUGUUGUCUGCAGAAAAACUACAACUUUCGGCAUAAGCUGAAUGCACUCCGUACCCAUGACUGGUUUAAGGCGGAGACCAAGCGGUAA